Argentina anserina (silverweed cinquefoil) is the source of this 670-nucleotide messenger RNA. Its product is annotated as 54S ribosomal protein L19, mitochondrial. Lineage: Eukaryota; Viridiplantae; Streptophyta; Magnoliopsida; Rosales; Rosaceae. Gene Ontology annotation, cellular component: large ribosomal subunit; ribosome. Gene Ontology annotation, biological process: translation. The transcript has a single exon. The record is from RefSeq and is a predicted model, not a curated record. Gene Ontology annotation, molecular function: large ribosomal subunit rRNA binding; structural constituent of ribosome. The coding region runs from base 17 to 484 and encodes 155 amino acids.
CAGUGUAGUUUCAGCUAUGGCAACCCUCAAGGAGAUCUUGCUGCGCCGCCCAGUCGCGGCGACGAUCCGGCUCACGGUCCCGGCGGGCGGGGCCCGACCCGCGCCGCCGGUGGGGCCGGCUCUAGGUCAGUACCGUCUCAACCUAAUGGCCUUCUGCAAAGACUUCAACGCGCGGACGCAGAAGUACAAGGCGGAGACGCCGAUGGCGGUGACGAUCACGGCGUUCAAGGACAACACCUUCGAGUUCACGGUGAAGUCGCCGUCGGUGACGUGGUACCUGAAGAAGGCGGCGGGGAUAGAGUCAGGGAGCGGCCGGCCGGGGCACGUGACGGCGUCGACGCUGUCGGUGAGGCACGUGUAUGAGAUCGCCAAGGUGAAGCAGUCGGAUCCUUACUGCCAGUACAUGCCGCUGGAGUCGAUUUGCAAGUCGAUCAUCGGCACGGCGAACUCUAUGGGGAUCAAGGUGGUGAAGGACCUGGAGUAGAUUUGGGGGCAGAAUCGUAAUUCGGAAACCCUAGGUUUGUUUUUACUUGAUGUAUUUUGGAGUAAAGAUUGUGUUUUUCUUUUUUGUAGUUUGGGAGAUUUGGUAUGGGAUGACUGAAUUAGUUUAGCUUUGUUAUUGCUGUGGAUUCUAGCUGAGGAAAUUAGGAUGGAGUUUUAUUUCACUUGA